UGUGGACAUCCAUAAAGAAAAGGUCGCUCGCAGAGAGAUAGGCAUUUUGACGACCAAUAAGAACACAUCGAGAACUCACAAAAUUAUAGCGCCAGCGAACAUGGAACGUCCUGUAAGGUAUAUUCGAAAACCUAUAGACUACACAGUUCUGGAUGAUGUUGGCCAUGGCGUAAAGCAUGGAAAUAAUCAGCCUGCAAGAACUGGCACCUUGUCAAGAACAAAUCCGCCUACACAAAAACCACCAAGUCCUCCCAUGUCAGGCCGGGGAACUCUGGGACGAAAUACGCCUUACAAAACCCUGGAGCCGGUCAAACCACCAACAGUCCCCAAUGAUUACAUGACCAGUCCUGCCAGACUGGGCAGUCAGCAUAGUCCAGGAAGGACGGCUUCCUUGAACCAGAGACCAAGAACACACAGUGGUAGUAGUGGAGGAAGUGGCAGUCGAGAGAAUAGUGGAAGCAGCAGUAUUGGCAUUCCCAUUGCCGUGCCUACACCUUCACCGCCAACCAUUGGACCAGCACACAUUUCUGUUCCUCCUCCUCCUGGAGCCCUGCCAGCACCACCACUGCCACCACCUCUCCCGAUGGGCAGUCUGAUAGCUGCUCCGGGUUCAGCUCCUGGUUCCCAGUAUGGCACAAUGACCAGGCAAAUCUCGCGACACAACUCUACCACUUCUUCAGCAUCUUCUGGUGGAUACAGACGGAAUCCUUCUGUGACUGCCCCAUUUUCUGCUCAACCUCAUGUUAAUGGCGGGCCUCUUUAUUCUCAAAAUUCAAUUUCUAUUGCUCCACCCCCUCCCCCUAUGCCUCAGUUGACUCCACAGAUACCUCUCACAGGCUUCGUGGCCAGGGUGCAGGAAAACAUUGCUGAUAGCCCGACUCCUCCCCCGCCACCGCCUCCCGAUGAGAUGCCGAUGUUUGAUGACUCUCCUCCUCCUCCACCCCCACCCCCUGUGGAUUAUGAGGAUGAGGAGGCUGCUGUUGUGCAGUACAGCGAUCCCUAUGCAGAUGGAGAUCCUGCUUGGGCACCUAAAAACUAUAUAGAGAAAGUUGUUGCUAUAUAUGACUAUACAAAGGACAAAGAUGAUGAGCUGUCGUUUAUGGAGGGUGCAAUCAUUUAUGUGAUAAAGAAGAAUGAUGACGGCUGGUAUGAAGGAGUUUGCAAUCGAGUAACUGGCUUGUUUCCUGGGAAUUAUGUUGAGUCAAUCAUGCACUAUGCCGAUUAAAAUCCUUUGCUUUUCAAAGUUGGGUCUUGUAUUCAGUCAUACCAUGAUUAUUUACAAGGGGUAACUACAAGCUAACAGAAUUGUCUUAAUAUACUUUAAAAAAAAAAUGUGCCCAUUUCUUCAGACCACACUGUUUUAAUGGUAUGAUUGAAUGUCCAGCUCUCUUAAGUCUCUGGAGACAGUCUGUCUUACCUGAUGGCAAUUUGUAAAACAAGCAACUGUCUAUAACUGGUUAUACUUAUUUACUUACGCAUUGUUAAUUUUAUGACCAGCCUAAAUAUUCUGGGGAAGUAGGGUAUAAUAUUUAAUGAACCAUGAUUCAGAUUGUGCCAUUACAUUUUUCAGUACAGCAUGGUAACUAACACUAUGUUAGACUAACAUAUUAAAAUCUGGAUGAGAAGUUUAAUGUUUGUGCUGGUCAUAAUACUUUUGUUUAGACUCUUUGCUCAUUCUUGAACUAUAUUUGUUUAAAGCAUGCAUACAAACUUAUGUAUUGAAAUAUACUUUUUUAAAAAUCCAAGAUGCUUCCAAUUGUUGUAAUCUUUACCUGGAGUAUUCUCACUAAAGUCUAUUACAAUGAGUUGUUUGGGUCUAAGGUGUCCAUGUGAAUCAAAAAAUGGGUGGUCUUAUGUAUGUGUAAUUUGUACCCAAGUUUUUUUAAUGAGUAAAUUUACAUUAUGACUUUUUCCAUUCAUAAAUAUAUAAGUGAACCAAA
Messenger RNA from Phaethon lepturus (White-tailed tropicbird), 1940 nucleotides. RefSeq names its product abl-interactor 1 (gene ABI1). Gene Ontology annotation, cellular component: lamellipodium; intracellular anatomical structure. Bases 101 to 1225 code for a protein of 374 amino acids. Gene Ontology annotation, molecular function: SH3 domain binding. Lineage: Eukaryota; Metazoa; Chordata; Aves; Phaethontiformes; Phaethontidae. The record is from RefSeq and is a predicted model, not a curated record. The transcript is spliced from 9 exons.